This is a messenger RNA of Pangasianodon hypophthalmus (striped catfish), 1568 nucleotides long. RefSeq lists its product as uncharacterized. The record is from RefSeq and is a predicted model, not a curated record. The transcript has 4 exons. Lineage: Eukaryota; Metazoa; Chordata; Actinopteri; Siluriformes; Pangasiidae. The coding region runs from base 5 to 1534 and encodes 509 amino acids.
AUCAAUGAACAGUUCCACAUUUACAGUAAAAGGAGCCUUUAGAGAAAGUUUAAAGACUCUAAAUUCUUUAGAGGGCUGGGACUACGUUGAGCCCAGGCAGAUGACUAAUCCAUACAAGCCAGCAGGUGUGAAGGAAAGUUUUAUAGGCCGUCAUGUAGAACUGUAUUCCCUGAGGGACCUGGACCCAGAAACAUCAGCGUCUCUGUCGUGUCCGUGUCCCAGCCCUCCAUCUCCGGGAACAGAAACGUUUCAGAUGACUUCCUUGGAGAACUGUUCCUCUCCCUGUGCACAAGGAGACUCUCUGCCAUCAUUAAAUACAGCAUCAUCUGACCCGGAGGAAGUGGAAAACAAUAAGAAGAAAAUUCGAAAAAAUUUUCCUAGUAUAAUUAAAAGUAUGAUUGAAAUUAUCAAAAAGCUAUUCAGUAUAAGAGUUCCUUUUUUAAAGAAUAUUAACUGUAAACCUAACGUAAAAAAAUUUGAACAACCUGCAUCCUGUCUGUGUCCACCGGGAGACGCUCUGACAUCAGCAAAUACACCACCGCCUGACCAGAGGAGGGAAACUAAUGAAUAUUGGCAUUUCUUUACCCUUGAAAAUAUCAUUAUAAUACAUAAAGUCUUCAAAGACAGAAAUUUAAAUUUUAUUCUGGAUAUUUUACCUCAAAGAAAAAUUGAAAUAUCUAAAAGACUAAAUGAUGUGAAAAUUUCCGAAAUUGAUAUAAAAAUUUCACAUGUAAAAGAAAUUUGUUUUUAUAAACUCCAAAAUUACAAGACAAAUUGCCAACAUGCAGUUGCAAUUUUUCACAAGAAAGAUGGAUCAGAACCUAAAUUAAUUGGACCAUUUUACCCAGCUGAAAAGCAUAGUGAGGAUUUUAUUAUUGAAGAAAUUGAAUACUUGAUACAAACGAAGGAAAUUAAUGAUUUUUCUGAAAUUUGGAUUUACACGGUGAAUAAUCCUUGUAUAGGGAGAAAAAAUCAAACACCCUGUAUGUACAAUUUAAUCAAUUUGUCAAUCAGAUUAAGUCAGGACUAUGGAAUUAAAAUGUAUAUCAGCUUCACAAAAUUUUAUGUAUUUAUCAGAAACAUGGCUGAUCUUAUUGGAAACAGUAAAGAAUUGGAAGAUUCUUGGAAGAGAAUAAUUGAAUAUUACAAUUUGAAUCUUCACUCAAAGUUUUCUGUUAAAUUCGAUAAUUUGAACAUACCCAAGAAACAAUUUCCCAAAAAUAAAAGGCAGUUAAUUUGUGAUAAUAUAACUAACAUUCUUUCUGAAUGUCCAGAUUCGGUACAGACUUAUGAAGAGUGGAAACAGACAGGAAUAGAAACAGCAGAAAGACUUGUGUUGAGAGUGAGAGAGACAACUGGGGACAGUGCUGAUGAUUUUUUUGAGGUUAAGUCUGUGUUUAUUGAGUUGUGGUAUGGUAAAUUAAACGAAAAACUCACUGAAAUUAUUAGCAAACAGAUGGUCCUGUUCUACUUAACCCACAUCCAGGGCCGUGAACAUUACCCUGUCUUUUUCAAGUUUGACCCUUAUGAAUAAUACUGCAAUUUGCGGAAUUGAGAAAUUAUUAACA